This is a messenger RNA of Parathielavia appendiculata, 1464 nucleotides long. RefSeq names its product glycine hydroxymethyltransferase. Gene Ontology annotation, molecular function: zinc ion binding; pyridoxal phosphate binding; serine binding. Gene Ontology annotation, biological process: folic acid metabolic process; L-serine catabolic process; tetrahydrofolate interconversion. Bases 1 to 1464 code for a protein of 487 amino acids. The transcript has 4 exons. Lineage: Eukaryota; Fungi; Ascomycota; Sordariomycetes; Sordariales; Chaetomiaceae. The record is from RefSeq and is a predicted model, not a curated record. Gene Ontology annotation, cellular component: cytoplasm.
AUGGCCGCCAGCACCUCCCAGGGCGCGACGUAUGCGCUCCCCGAGUCUCACAAGCAGAUGCUCGAGAAGUCACUCCUCGAGUCCGAUCCCGAGGUUGCGGAUAUCAUGAAAGAUGAGAUCCAGCGCCAACGCGAAUCCAUUAUUCUCAUUGCCUCCGAAAAUGUCACGUCCCGCGCUGUCUUUGAUGCUCUCGGCUCGCCUAUGUCCAACAAGUACUCCGAGGGCUACCCGGGCGCCCGGUACUAUGGCGGCAACCAGCAUAUUGACCGGAUCGAGCUUCUCUGCCAGAAGCGUGCCCUCGAAGCCUUUAAUCUUGACGGCGCCAAGUGGGGUGUCAACGUCCAGUGCCUGAGCGGCAGUCCUGCCAACCUCCAGGUGUACCAGGCCAUCAUGCCUCCCCACGGCAGGCUGAUGGGUCUGGAUCUGCCCCACGGUGGCCAUCUCAGCCACGGCUACCAGACUCCCCAGCGGAAGAUCUCGGCCGUCUCAACCUACUUUGAAACCAUGCCGUACCGUGUCGACCUCAAUACCGGCGUCAUCGACUACGACCAACUCGAGACAAACGCCGGGCUCUACCGGCCCAAGAUCCUCGUUGCCGGCACCUCGGCCUACUGCCGUCUCAUCGACUACGCGCGCAUGCGCAAGAUUGCCGACUCGGUUGGCGCCUACCUGGUCGUCGACAUUGCUCACAUCUCUGGUCUCGUGUCUGCCGGUGUCAUUCCCUCGCCCUUCGAGUACGCCGAUGUCGUCACCACCACUACUCACAAGUCGCUCCGUGGCCCCCGUGGCGCCAUGAUUUUCUUCCGCAAGGGCGUCCGGUCCGUUGAUGCUAAGACGGGCAAGGAGACCCUCUACGACCUGGAGGACAAGAUCAACUUCUCCGUCUUCCCCGGCCACCAGGGCGGUCCCCACAACCACACCAUCACCGCGCUGGCCGUCGCGCUCAAGCAGGCCGCGACUCCCGAGUUCAAGGCGUACCAGCAAAAGGUCGUUGACAACGCCAAGGCGCUGGAGAAGAAAUUCAAGGAGCUCGGCCACAAGCUUGUGUCGGACGGCACCGAUUCGCACAUGGUGCUGCUCGAUCUUCGCCCGUUCUCUCUGGACGGUGCGCGUGUCGAGGCCGUGCUCGAGCAGAUCAACAUUGCCUGCAACAAGAACGCGGUUCCCGGCGACAAGAGCGCCCUCACCCCCGGCGGUCUGCGUAUCGGCACGCCAGCCAUGACCAGCCGCGGCUUUGGCGAGGCCGACUUCGAGCGCGUCGCCGCCUACAUUGACGAGAGCAUCAAGAUUUGCAAGGAGGUACAGGCUGCCUUGCCCAAGGAGGCCAACAAGCUCAAGGACUUCAAGUUCAAGGUGGCUAGCGGCGAGGUUGCUCGCAUCAACGAGCUCAAGAAGGAGAUUUCGGACUGGUGCCACACCUUCCCCCUCCCCGUCGAGGGCUGGAGAAUGGACGCUGGUAUCUAA